GUAACCGGGAUGUCUCCGGUGACUCACCAGCUCACCCGCCAUAGGAGGAAACAAUUUUGGGCGGAGUUGGGGGCAGCCUUCCCGGAAUGGGGCGGGGAGGGGGCAGCGGCGGGGCGAUGACCCAGGCUCGGCGCUCAAACUUAGAUCCGAAACUGACGCUGCGGGUCCACGCUUCGGGUUUUCUUUUACACCUGUUCCCCACGCUGCCUGUUCACCUGUCCGUUCACCUGCUGUGGCUGGAAGAAUCCAGGCUCUUGCCCCGGCUGAGAGAAUGGCUUCCUUGGGACUCCAAACAAAGAAACGUGACAAUCACAAUGGCCACUUUGUACAACCCACCAACCCAAAUGUAGCAACAAUGCAAGAAGAUGUCCUGUACCACUUCCAUCUCAGCACCAGCACGCACGAUCUCCCUGCUAUGUUUGGAGAUGUGAAGUUCGUGUGUGUCGGGGGAAGCCCCACCCGGAUGGAAGCGUUCACAAAAUACAUGGCCAAGGAGCUGGGCCUUGACCACCCAGGUGCAGAAUAUCCCAACAUCUGCGUGGGGACCGACCGCUACGUCAUGUUCAAAGUGGGCCCUGUGCUGUCUGUCAGCCACGGCAUCGGCAUCCCUUCUACCUCAGUCAUGCUGCACGAGCUCAUCAAGCUUCUGUACCACGCCCACUGCUCCGACGUCACUGUCAUCCGCAUCGGCACCUCGGGUGGGAUUGGUUUGGAGCCUGGCUCUGUGGUCGUCACCCGCCAGGCGGUGGAUGCCUCCUUCAAGCCCGUGUUCGAGCAGAUGGUCCUGGGGAAGCGGGUGGUUCAUAGGACACACCUGGAUGAGCGGCUCGCGCAGGAGCUGAUGCAGUGCGGUGCAGACCUGCGGGAGUUCCCCACGGUCCUGGGGAACACCAUGUGCACCUCUGACUUCUAUGAAGGGCAAGGGCGUCUGGACGGUGCCCUCUGCUCCUACUCAGAGAAGGACAAGCAGGAGUACUUGGAGGCGGCCCACGCGGCCGGCAUCCGCAACAUUGAGAUGGAGUCUUCGGUCCUGGCUGCCAUGUGUGGCGCGUGCGGCCUCCAAGUGGCCGUGGUCUGUGUCACUCUGCUGAACCGCCUGGAAGGGGACCAGGUCAACAGUCCUCAUGAGGUGCUGGUCGAGUACCAGGAGCGGCCACAGCGCCUGGUGGGUCACUUCAUCAAGAAGCGCCUCGCGGCUGCUGGAAACCCCCGGGAUCUCUGAAGACGCCAAGUUGCAGUUGCUAUAAAUAAAAUCAGCACCCGGGUGCCAGGCUGGCUCAGCUCUCAGGGUCCUGAGUUUGAGCCCCACAUUGGGGAUGCAGAUUACUGAAAUAAAUAAUCUUUUUAAAAAAUCACCUUCA
This is a messenger RNA of Leopardus geoffroyi (Geoffroy's cat), 1361 nucleotides long. RefSeq names its product uridine phosphorylase 1 (gene UPP1). The coding region runs from base 272 to 1222 and encodes 316 amino acids. The transcript is spliced from 9 exons. Gene Ontology annotation, molecular function: uridine phosphorylase activity. Gene Ontology annotation, cellular component: cytoplasm; cytosol. Lineage: Eukaryota; Metazoa; Chordata; Mammalia; Carnivora; Felidae. The record is from RefSeq and is a predicted model, not a curated record. Gene Ontology annotation, biological process: nucleotide catabolic process; uridine catabolic process.